AACAGCACGCGAAGUUCAAGUGUCCGCAGGAGAGGGAGGUGGGGAUACCAAAGUGCUCACUUUCAGAGACAAUCUAAUUCCUUCUGCGCAAUUUAACCCCAGGAAAGCAGCCUCCCCUUAAGGGCCACGGAGUCCCGGCACUUGAAAGUGCCCUCCCUGCCCUGACUGAGGGAGAGGGAAGGGGUGUGAAGGCGGGGCCACCGGACGGGCGACACCCUCCCGAAGGUCCAGCCGUCGUGGGCCUUCCUGCCACCUUAGGGAGCGCGAUCGCCCUCUCAAUGGAAGGCAGAUGUCCCUUUAAGGUUUGAUUUGCAGCCCGUGGACUUUAGCCUAAACACGAGCCCGCGAAGCUGGCUUUAUUUGUCCAUGUCUCGGACACAGCCUGGGAGGCUGCCAGGAGGAUUUCAGAGAACGAGCGCGCGAAGGGGCGGGAGAUGGGGCAGUAAGUCUGGGAUAUGAAAAGCGUGGAGAGGACCUAGAGGCAGUCGUCGAAAACACAGGAAAUUCACUCUUCGGCUUCUGGGCGCCGCGACUGACCGGGGCCGGAGACGGAGACCUAAGGCGGCAGAGUAGCCCAGAACGCGCGGCUCUGUGCUGCGUCCUGCCCCGUGCUGCCCUCCGAUCCAGCGCGUCCUCCGGGCUCUGCGGGCUCCCGGGUCAUGGCCCCCCGACGCCAAGCCAGCCCAGGGGUCGCUGUCGCCUGCUGCUGGCUCCUCACUGCUCCUCUGAAGUCUCCAGGCCUUUGCAUAAGCAAUUGCUCUCACUGCUUGCUUACCCUCAAGUCCCCACAUGAACAUUAGCUCCAAGAAAGUCACUAGGAUAAAUUGGUCCUCCUGCCCCAGAAACAUGUAAGCCCCUAGUGUCUUUGCUUCUAUACCACAGCACAUGAUAUGGUUAAUUAAAUAUCUAACUGUCUUCCCAGCUUGCUAUAUGCUCUGUGAGGGUAGAGUUUAUUAUCCUUAGCGUUUAAGAGUAACAGUCACUUGAAAAGUUGUUACUGAAUGAAUCUCAAAAGAUAAAGACAAACUCAUAAAUACUUAAGAGAUUGGACUGUCUCUUCUAACAGUAUCCUUACCUAGAUUGUGUGUGUGUGUGUGUGUAUGUGUGUGUGUGUGAUGACCCCAGUUAAGUUAUAUGUCUCUCCUUGCUAACAAUUUAGUAAGCCUAAAAGCAAGGUGUCUUCCUUUGUAAAUUUUUUCAGUUAAGAUUUUUUAUUCAAAAUGAAGUAUGUAUAUACAUGUAUAUAUGUGUGUAUAUACAUGUAUAUAUAUAUCUAUACACACACACACACACACACACACACAUAUAUAUAUAUAUAUCCUCAUAUUUAUAUCUAAUUGAAUGAAAGACACGAUCAAGGGGUGCCUGGGUGGCUCAGUGGAUUAAGCCUCCGCCUUUGGCUCAGGUCAUGAUCUCAGGGUCCUGGGAUGGAGCCCCGCAUCUGGCUCUCUGCUCAGCGAGGAGUCUCCUUCCCCCUCUCUCUCUGCCUGCCUCUCUCUGUGUGUCAAAUAAAUAAAUAAAAUCUUUAAAAAAAAAGACACCAUCAAUUGAAAAAAUGCAUCAUUAUUUUAUUCACUACUAAGGAAAAAGAGUGCUGCCAAUCCAAUUAUAAUUAUUAGACUGUUAAAUAACUCCCAGUCUCAGAGAUGUUGAAACGUGGGAAAAUAUGCAUCUGAAAAUUACAGAUAUAACAUACAGUAAAUCUACAUAGUAAUUUUCUAUUAAAUUUCUUUGUAUUUUUAAAAACUGCAUCAUAUAAUUUCAAACACUCCUGGAUACAAAUGACACUGUUCCUGGAAACAAUGACAUGAACCUUGUCCCUCUUCUUAGUUUUUUUUCUAUCUGCUACAGGGGAUAAUUGCUCCUCUAUCAUCAGCAGCCUGACCAAAUCCCAGAAAUGAGCUUCAUCUGAACACUCUGCCUCAGCAGAAAUGUGGCAAUAAAGUCAUUAAAAGUGUUCUAGUUGCACAGGAUCAAUGACUGGUUUUGGCAAAUGCUAAAUUUCUGUCAAAUGGUGAUUAGUGCUAGAGCUAUACACAUAUGAAGGUACCUAAUUUUUAUCUAAAGUCUUCUAUAAUUUAAAAGGAAGUUUAAAAAAUCAACUAAGUCUUAAAGGAGAUUAAAAUAUAUGCACUGGUUGGUAUUAAGAAUUCACUUUAUGUGCAAAAACAUUAAUAUUUUUUUAUCCAAAUAGUAGAUCUCUUUAAGAAACAAAAACCAAAAAUUGUCCCUUUCCCCCUUUUGCCUGAAUUAGCUGAAUAUUUCUCCCAACUGUACACUUAGCUUUGCUUGUGGUGGUCACAUGGGCAUCUUUGAACAACCUGAGGUUAGCACAUUCCCUUUUCAUAAAUGAUUGCAUUUAUUAUUAGAUAUUCAUAAUCAGAGCUCUGACUUAUUCUGCAAAGAUCAUUUCCUAAACAGGCAUAAUAAAACUGUCAUUAUACAUUAUUUACAACAUUUUCAGCUCUUUUCCUCAGUAAGAUGUGUUUGAAAUAAUCAUUUUCUUACCCAAGCAUGGGUAUCUCAAAAAUUGAAACAGGUUUUUAGAAACUAACCUUAAGAGUAAUCUUCUCUUUAAAAUUCUAGUAACAUUAUAAAACAAAAUGUUUUCUUAAUUUUAAGAUACCAGUGAUAGAUAAGUUAAAAGUUCUGCAUUAAAGGAGAACUAAAAAAUAUGCAUUCUUUCAUAUGAUGACUGUUUAUAUAACAAUUGCUGUGCUGGGUUUCAGGAACAUAGACAAAUAAAAGUAGGCUCACAGUCUGAAAACGGGAUAGACAAGCAAAGAAGCAAUGAUGGGAGGAGCCUCCAAGGUGCUCUAAGCAGAAGAAGGAAAAGAUUAGUAAGUGUUGCAGGAAAGUUAAGUCUUGAAAAAAAAAAAUACUAGGAACAAGAACAUUUAUACAGCCCUUACUGCACUAAGCCUAGGGUAUUCAAACAAGAUUUCCAUUGUUCAGGAGCUCAUAAUUCCUGCUGCUGUGAUACAAACCAUUUCUAACAUACCACUAUAAUAGCAACAAGAACUGUAAUCUAAUUCACCAACAAGAUACAUGGAUUCAUGUACUAGGGCUCACCUAAGUUUUCCCUGGAGAAGAGAUACUAGUAUAAAUUAAUGAUACCCACAGAUUAUCCAUCAGUCAACCUUACCGAACCAGUUAUUUUUCUAAGACCGAAUAAUUAUGAUCAUGUCAGUGUGAGCCCUUGCCCCCUGCUAUGUCUGAUUCAGAUUUCUAGCUUCAGGUCAGGCAUUCUUAGAGAUAUACCACGUGUUUGUAGAACUCUACAGUUUACAAAGUAUCGUAAUCUCAUUAGAACCUUAUAAGGGUUAUCAAAUGAGAGAGGCAGCACCAAAAACCUGACUUACAAUUUAGAAUGAAGGCUUCAGGUUUGUAGCUGUUAGGGGACCUAACUAAAGAUGCUAUAAUCUGCUGGAAAGAUCAUGACUCAUGUCUGCUGACUAUUGCUGUGCAAGUAUUAAACUUCGUAUUGAUCUUUUACCACUGUAAUGGACCUUAGGAAGAAUUAAACUCUUGAAUACAUUUAUUUUUCUGUAAUUCAUUUUCUUACUACAAAAUGAGGAUAACAAAUAUUUAGAGAAGAGGAUUAGAAGAGUAUAGGAAAGGACCUGGUGAAUAUUCCAUAAAUGAUAGCUCUUCAAGAAAAACUUAACACUUACUAAGAUCCUACUGUAUGCCUGCCACUGUGAUUAUGUGGUUUUUAAUCUUUAUCAGACUUUGAAGAGAAUUCUACUUAGGUGAUCAAGGAGCAACUCAAAGUAUUUCUCUCUCCUGGUUAGGGAAUGUCCUUUGGAGAGACAAACCAUCUUCACAUCUUAGGGCAUUCGGUUCCUUACUCAAAGUUGCUGGGUCUUCUGGGAAGUGGAAGAAAGCCGUCAGAGUUAGAAACUUUAGGAAGGCAUUCAGUAUGACAGGAAGGUGUGGAAGGAAUAGGAAAAGGAGGUAGAGAGAGGGAGGGAGAGAAGUCACAAAACAAACAAUGGCUCUAAUUUGUAUUAGCACUUGAAAAGGGAUUUUUGUGUCUCCUUGGAAUCUCUGAGGAAGAUAAUUGAGGCAUCAGAGUUAAGACUGUCAAGACUUGUGGCAAAGUCAGAUUCCUUCCUUUCACCCUGGUCUCACCAGUUCUGGGUGGUUAAGAUUCCCUUUCAGUGCCAUAUGCAAGUAAGAAAGAGAAUGAGAAGAUAUGUGGGUAGGACUACUCUGUUCACCUCCUCUGGUUUUUGUUGUUGUUUUGUUUGUUUUAAGAUUUUAUUUAUUUGAGAGAAAGCAAGAGAUCCAGCUCAGGAGCAGGAGCGGAGGGAGAGGGGCAGAGGAAGAGGUAGAAGCAGACUCCCCACUGAGCACGUGGAACCUGCUGGGGCUCAAUCCCAGGACGCUAGAGAUUGUGACCUGAGCUUAACCCACUGAGAUACCCAUGCGCCCCUCCCCAUCUCAUUUUAACUCUGGGGGAAAUUCUGGUGGGCUUUUUCUAUUUCUACUCACUGAUCUUGUUAUCACCAUAAAAAUGCUAAGUGAUUUAAGGAUUUUCUUUAAAAUCAACUUUGUAGCCAUUCAGUCGGGUUGGUCCAAGUACAUCAGACUUUUUCCACUUCCCAUAUCUUCAACUCAAUUUAGGCAGUGAAGUUCGGGCUCUAAAUUUUUGCGACCCAACCCCCAACCUAAACAUUUCACAGGCUACUGAGCUGCAUAAAGUAGAGACUGCCAAUUUUGGAUUCUGGGAUUCCCAGGACAUCAGGCCAAGCAACUGAGCUGUCCACCCAGGGGUGAAUUCCACAGAUGGUUUCUUUUCUCUCUGGGGUCAGUGCUUUAACAUCUGGGUAGUCAGAUUGUGCAGACAGGGUAACAAGCACAGAAAACGGCUGGGCACGUUGCUCUGAGCCCAGACCCACCGUGACCAGUGGUUCUUAGAAACCGUUUCUGGAAAUGCCAACUCCAACAGGAGUGUAGCAUCUGAGUGCUGAUAAGGCAAGCCCAGUUUAGAACUUUGGGGCCAAGCCUGAGAUUUUGAGAAAUCCUUUUAGUUAAGUUUUGGAUUUAUCCGGGGCAGAGAGGGUGUACAGUAGUAACUUCAUGCAGCUGGGCGGGUGGGGGGGGGGGGAGUUGCACUCACAUACUUCCCAGAUUCUGCACAAACAGGUUUGGAAGAGAAAACUUAGGAAGUCCAAGUUCAGCAUUAAAAUAAGUAACUCGCCACCAAAGAUUCUAAGCCCUUUGCUCUCAGUUCAGUCUUCGGACGCACUUCGCCCUUAGUGCGCCUGCGCCCCCCGCAAACUGCAACCCCGCCUCCUCGUUGGGGACGUAAAACGUGCGCCGAGAGGUGGAACGCGGGCUGAGCAUGCGCCGUCAUUGCAUCAGCCGCCGGGUCCGUGCUGGGUGCUGGAACGCCGGGGAAGGCUGUGUUUUGCUGCUGUGUCUCUUGCUCGCGUCUGGCGCUCUGUCGGAAGACUAGGAAAAGAAGGGCUAGAUGGUUCUAGGCUUCUGCGUAUCAUUCAAUGUGGAUGUGAAAAAUUCAAUGACUUUCAGCGGCCCGGUGGAGGACAUGUUUGGAUAUACUGUUCAACAGUAUGAAAAUGAAGAAGGAAAAUGGGUGCUUAUUGGUUCUCCUUUAGUUGGUCAACCCAAGAACAGAACUGGUGAUGUCUACAAGUGUCCAGUUGGGAGAGGCAAACCCUUACCUUGCAUAAAGUUGGAUCUACCAGUUAAUACAUCAAUUCCCAAUGUCACGGAAGUCAAGGAGAACAUGACAUUUGGAUCAACUUUAGUCACCAACCCAAACGGAGGGUUUCUGGCAUGUGGCCCUUUAUAUGCCUAUAGAUGUGGACAUUUGCAUUACACAACUGGAAUCUGUUCCGACGUCAGCCCCACAUUUCAAGUCAUGAACUCCAUUGCUCCCGUACGAGAAUGCAGCACCCAACUAGACAUAGUCAUAGUCCUGGAUGGCUCCAACAGUAUUUACCCCUGGGAGAGUGUUACAGCUUUUUUAAAUGACCUUCUUGAAAGAAUGGAUAUUGGUCCUAAACAGACACAGGUUGGAAUUGUACAGUAUGGAGAAAAUGUAACCCAUGAGUUCAACCUCAAUAAGUACUCCUCAACGGAAGAGGUACUUGUUGCAGCAAAUAAAAUAAUCCAGAGAGGUGGCCGCCAGACUAUGACAGCCCUUGGAAUAGACACAGCCAGGAAGGAGGCUUUCACUGAAGCUCGGGGUGCCAGAAGGGGAGUUAAAAAAGUCAUGGUAAUUGUGACCGAUGGGGAGUCCCAUGACAACCAUCAACUAAAUAAGGUCAUCCAAGACUGUGAGGAUGAAAACAUUCAGCGGUUUUCCAUAGCUAUUCUUGGGAGCUAUAACAGAGGAAAUUUAAGCACUGAAAAAUUUGUGGAAGAAAUCAAAUCAAUUGCAAGUGAACCCACCGAGAAGCAUUUCUUCAACGUCUCUGAUGAACUGGCUCUAGUUACCAUUGUGGAAGCUCUGGGAGAAAGAAUAUUUGCCUUGGAAGCUACAGCUGACCAGUCAGCAGCUUCAUUUGAAAUGGAAAUGUCUCAGACUGGCUUCAGUGCUCAUUAUUCACAGGACUGGGUCAUGCUUGGAGCAGUAGGAGCCUAUGACUGGAAUGGAACAGUCGUCAUGCAGAAAGCUAAUCAAAUCAUAAUCCCUCAAAAUACGACCUUUAACGUUGAGUCUACCAAAAAGAAUGAGCCUCUUGCUUCUUAUUUAGGUUACACAGUGAACUCCGCAACUAUUUCUGGAGAUGUGCUGUACAUUGCUGGACAGCCAAGGUAUAAUCAUACGGGCCAGGUUGUCAUCUACAGGAUGGAAAAUGGAGACAUCAAGAUUCUCCAGACACUCAGUGGAGAACAGAUUGGUUCCUACUUCGGCAGUGUGUUAACGACGGUUGACAUUGAUAAAGAUUCUAAUACGGACAUUCUUCUGGUUGGAGCUCCCAUGUACAUGGGAACAGAGAAAGAGGAACAAGGGAAAGUGUACGUGUACGCUUUGAAUCAGACAAGGUUUGAAUAUCAAAUGAGCCUGGAGCCCAUUAAGCAGACUUGCUGCUCAUCUCUGAAGCACAAUUCAUGCACAAAAGAAAACAAAAAUGAGCCAUGCGGGGCUCGUUUCGGAACAGCGAUCGUUGCAGUGAGAGACCUCAAUCUUGAUGGGUUUGAUGACAUUGUGAUAGGAGCACCCCUGGAAGAUGAUCAUGGAGGAGCUGUGUACAUUUAUCAUGGGAGUGGCAAAACUAUCAGGAAGGAGUACGCACAACGUAUUCCAUCAGGUGGAGACGGCAAGACACUAAAAUUUUUUGGCCAGUCUAUCCAUGGAGAAAUGGAUUUAAAUGGAGAUGGUCUGACUGAUGUGACUAUUGGAGGCCUUGGUGGUGCUGCCCUCUUCUGGUCCCGAGAUGUGGCUGUAGUUAAAGUGACCAUGAAUUUUGAACCCAAUAAAGUGAAUAUCCAAAAGAAAAACUGCCGUGUGGAAGGAAAGGAAACAGUAUGCAUAAAUGCUACUGUGUGUUUCGAUGUGAAAUUAAAGUCCAAAGAAGACACAAUUUUUGUAGCUGAUAUGCAGUACCGCGUCACACUAGAUUCACUAAGACAAAUAUCACGAAGUUUUUUCUCUGGAACUCAAGAAAGAAAGAUUCAAAGAAACAUCACAGUUGAAGAAACAGAAUGCACUAAGCUCUCCUUCUACAUGUUGGACAAGCAUGACUUUCGGGACUCUGUAAGGAUAACUUUGGAUUUUAAUCUCACUGAUCCAGAAAAUGGGCCUGUUCUUGAUGAUUCCCUACCAAAUUCAGUACAUGAAUAUAUUCCUUUCGCCAAAGACUGUGGAAACAAGGAUAAAUGUAUCUCCGACCUCGCCCUGAAAGUAUCCACUGCAGAAAAGGACCUGCUUAUUGUCAGGUCUCAUAAUGAUAAGUUCAAUGUUAGUCUCACAGUCAAAAAUAAAAAGGACAGUGCCUAUAACACCAGAACCAUAAUGCACUAUUCUCCAAAUCUAAUUUUUUCAGGAAUUGAGGCUAUCCAAAAAGACAGUUGUGAAUCCAAUCAUAAUCUCACAUGUAAGGUUGGCUAUCCUUUCCUGAGAAGAGGAGAAGAGGUUACUUUUAAAGUAUUAUUUCAGUUUAACACAUCUUAUCUCAUGGAAAAUGUGAUCAUUCACUUAAGUGCAACAAGUGACAGCGAAGAACCUCCUGAAGCCCUUUCUGAUAAUGAAGUAAACAUUUCUAUCCCGGUAAAAUAUGAAGUUGGACUUCAGUUUUACAGCUCUGCAAGUGAAUACCAUAUUUCAAUUGCGGCCAAUGAGACUGUUCCUGAAGUUAUUAAUUCUACUGAGGACAUUGGAGAUGAAAUUAAUAUCUUCUACUUGAUUAGAAAGAGUGGACAUUUUCCAAUGCCAGAACUUAAGCUGUCGAUUUCAUUUCCCAACUUGACAUCAGAUGGUUAUCCUAUGCUAUACCCAAGUGGAUGGUCGUCUUCUAAUAAUGCGAACUGCAGACCCAGUAGCCUUCAGGACCCUCUUGGCGUCAACUCUGGGAAGAAAACAAUUAUAUCCAAACCUGAAGUUCUCAAAAGAGGCACAAUUCCGGACUGCAGUACGUGUAAAUUUGCUACCAUUACAUGUAAUUUGAUUCCUUCUGACAUGACCCAAGUGAAUGUUUCACUUAUCGUAUGGAAACCAACUUUUAUAAAAACACGUUUUUCUAGCUUAAAUCUUACUGUAAGGGCGGACCUUCAGAGUGAAAAUACAUCACUGAUUUUAAGUACUGGGAAUCAAAAAAGAGAGUUCGGUAUUCAAAUAUCCAAAGAUGGACUGCCGGGCAGAGUGCCGUUAUGGGUCAUCCUGUUGAGUGCUUUUGCUGGACUAUUGCUAUUAAUGCUGCUCAUAUUAGCCCUGUGGAAGAUUGGAUUCUUCAAAAGACCACUAAAGAAGAAAAUGGAGAAAUGACGUAUUUUACAGGAGAAAAAAAUACAGUUAUUCGAUUAUCUAUCCUCAGGUUUGCCUCAAAUAUGUGACAAGAAAUUUAAGACAUAGUCACAUAACUUUAUGUACUCCAUCAGGGAUUAAUCACCUGGAAAAUGACAAAUCAAGGAAGAUCCAAAAAUAAUACCAUAAAGAUAUAUUUUAUAAAAUGAUGAAAAAUAUUUUUAAAUAAUUACUCUUUGUGUUAUUUAAGUAAAAUUACAAAGUGUUUUGAAGAUGAAGAAUAACUUGUACAAAUAUGUUUAUAUAUUAAAUCAGCAUCCAGAGUAUUUAAGAAAUGCAUAAAAAGAUUUUUAUGAUCAUUGAUAAAUUGAGCUUUUUCCAUUGAUUCCUGAUGGAUAUCCACGUUCAGCAUGAUAGUCAACAUUUGUAAAUGACAAGAGAGGAAUUAAACGAAAAAGAUCACUUCUCUCUAUUCAAAUGAGACAAUUUUCCUCGAGAGACUAUAUAUAAAAUAUGAACUGAAAAUAGAAUUAAGUCAUAUAGAAUACAUUCAACAUCUUUGUGUUGGGUUCUGUACUUGGAAAGCUUUUUGUUUGUUUGUUUGCUUGUUUGUUUUUCUCCCAAAGUGUUUGGAAACAAUUGAGCUGAUGGAAAAUGAAGAUAGACUUGUUUAAAGACAGCUCACGGAAUGGAUUAAGCUUUCACAGAACAUGCUUAAUUUUGACAGGAGCCCUAAAACUCAAAACUUUCAUGCUGAAAACAGCACUUCACAGCAGUUUUGUGGGGCAGAACAGUGAUUUGUAAUGAAAAGCCCUCUUGUGUGUGGGAUAUGCUGAGAUGGUUUCUGAAUGGAACGUGACAGCAGAUGCCACAGAAACGCCCACCUCAUCUUUGCUGGGCAGCUUUUGAACAUUAUGGGUCCAGGAUGUAACCAGAAGUAGGAGUUUUCUCAACUCCUUGGCAAGUGGUUCACUGAAACCCUCAAGCUGUGAGAGUAUGUUUAUUUUUAAUUUUUUAAAGGUAUUUAAUUUUCCAAACACAUUUCUUAUUUUUAUGAAAGGCAGCAUUCUAUUAUAGUAUUGCAUUUUUACCAAUAAGCCACUGUUUUUUUAGUGUGGCAUAUCAAUAUUUAAAUAGAACUCCAGAAGUGUAUUUUAAAGAAUCUUAGGUUUGAAACCUUGCACCAAGAGAAAGAUAUCACGUCUUUGUAUGAGCUUCUUUGCUCCUGAAGUAAUCAUUAUGGUGCAUCGGACUCUACUGAAGCACAAGCUCGUAGGUUGCUCUGUUUCUUAGGAAAGUAACAAUGGAUGAAUGUAUCACAGCUGCAUGUGUGAACUACUGCUGUAAAAUUUGCUGAUAUUCCUGCAACAACUCCAUCUCUCCACCUGGCUGACCAUCACAAGACCAGCACCUGCCCAGCACCUUACACAGAAAGUCCUAGACUCUACUUUUCUCCAAAGCAUCAAAUCAAGGGAGAAAUUAAAUGCCAUAGGUUUCAUUUUUUAAACUAAUUUCCAAGGAAUUCUCUAAGGACUCAGAGUCCACUCCCUCGUGCCUGUCUGCAUCUACGUCUAAGAUCCUGAUGACCAAAAUCAUGCACCUGGGGAGUGCCCUGGUCAUCAAUACUAGAAGAAAGGCUCAGUGCUUCCAGAGAUGUGAUAUCCUCUUGCCGGUCGUUGUUCUGAAAUGUCUACUUCGGGAAUCUCCUUCCCACAGCCUAUCUCCAGGUCUGGAAAUCAUUCUUCCUACCUGUUCUUUCCUUGCCCCACAGAACUCAGGUCUCUCUUACUCUGAGCCACCGCAUUGCAAGCCUAUUGGCAGCUCAGCUCCAAAGUCAGCACAUUCUUAGAAUAAAUCAAACAGGUAAACUUAAAUUCACACUUGGCCUCUAGGACUCUCAAGCAUCCUGUUUCAGUGAAUGUGCACAUUUCAACCAAAUACGAUGUUACAGGAAUGUGCACAUUUCAACCAAAUACGAUGGUAACCCGGAAGGGAAAGAUCGAAACAAUGGCAUUUCGAACUUGUUAGAAAAGAGAGGAGGAACCACUGGGACAGAUCAAAUAGCUACAUAUAAGCCUGGCACAGUUUUUAACAGAAGUCGUUCCCAGUUUUCAAACAACGUAUAAUGAACCAGAUAUCCCUUUUCCCUAGUGCUAUUAUUUGUUGGGCUUUAUGUGUGUAUGUGUGUGAACAUCUGUAUGUUUAAUGUGUAAAUACACAUGUACACGCGUGCACACACACACACACACACAUGAAAGGACACAAAUCAAAUACAAAAUACCUCGGUCAUAUCAAAUGGCCGGGUUUGACAAAAUGACAAAAAAAAUAAACACAAAAGCUACACCAACAAGAAAAGUUUGAUUCAUCCAUUUUAAUUAAUUAAUUCAUUCAUUUUCAUUAAUAUUUAACUUUAGGGCACAGUUCUGCAACAAAAGAAGUAAACGUGGAAGUUUUGACUAAAAUAAUAAAUCAACAGUACGAGUGUUCUAAAACAUAGUUAGUGAUUAAGAAAUAUACCAAACUCUAAUCAUUUUAUUUUAAAGCACUUAAUAAGAGAAGUGAGUGCUAUUUAGGACUAUGGGUUUAUGCCAAAAACUUUUUUUUGCAUUGGUAUUUUAUAAAAUUGAUUAUUUCUUCCAUUGUGAACUAAAAUAUGUAUGAAGUCCCUUUUCGGAACUUAGAAUGGUAUAUUGGUAAAUUAUUCAACAACUAGCUCUCCAGGAGGAAAGAAAAUCCCUGAUUUGUAUAAUUUGCCAAUUUCCAUGAUUUAAAUAGUCUUGCCAUGGCCAUUUUCAAGCUACCAAUAUAACCCUAACCAGCUUGCAAAACCCCUGAAAAUUGAUCUGUCAGCUCCCACGAACCAGUAUUAGCUGGCUUCAGCACACCAUUGAAAUAGAUUAGAUGACAAUAAUAGAUGAUAGAUAAACAGAUAGAUAGGUAGAUACAGAAAUACAAUGAUAUAGAGAUAUAACAUGUUAGGUAUAUAUAAUGCAUAACUACACACAAUAUAAUCAUCUUUCAAAUUAUGCUUUAAAUGCUCAUCUCAAGCCCAGCAGACAUAAUUCUAUCCCUCAUUCUUCAAUUUCAAUUUCUAGAAUUAUAGCCUUCCUUUAAUCUUAAUAAAAUGAUAAAAAAAAAAAAAACUUUCAGGAGAAGCAAGGAGUUGAAAGCAAGAAAAUAUAAAGGGUGACACCAUGAAAAUCAAACUUUGACAGCCACAAAGAAAUUUUUACUUUCUCUAGGAAUCCAGAGUCCUGAAACAAUACUGUGAAGGUUCAUCCUUUGCAAAUAUUUAUAAUUUCUGUGAUCUAAUUUGAAAUUCAGUGGUUCCAUUUAUUCAGUUAUUUUCUCUGAGCCUUAAAGUCAUAGGCAAUUUAAUCUCUAAAUAUUUCCAUGUCAUCAGUAUGCUUGAAAUGAGGCUUGUACGGGAAGAUGUUUUUGCAAAAUUUGAUGCUUCCUCAACCAUAAUAAAUGUACCUACACAAGCAAAUACCUGUAAAUACCUAUAGAUACAUAUAUUCUCUUUUCCUUUUACAAAACCAAUAUCUAGACUCAAUUGGAAAACAAAUAUCUGCUCCAAAAGCAAAUGUGGUUGCACAAUAUUUGACCAAAGCUGGGUUGUAGCUGUCGUGGGAAGCUGUGCUCACAUUCUCCCCAGGCAGCCCCUGCAAGGGGCUUAUAAGGGGGAACAGCCACCCCUCCAGCUCCCGGCAGUGUGCUUUCAUAGAAGAUGUCUUUGUCAAACAUGUAGUAAUCUGCUCCAUGAAAAUUAACUGUCUUCCUUGGCACAACACUGAGAAAACUAGGGAAGACCCAGGCUCCAAGCAUGAUUCAUGUGCUUGGUGCGGUCACGUUAUUGUUAACUAAAGAGGCUUCGGGCAGCUCCUUUUUUUUUUUUUUUUUUUUUUAAACAAAAUAAUAUCCUUUGCAUCCUUCAUUUAGUUUCAGCGCUUCUCAAGACCUCUACAUUAGUCAUCUCCCCCCACCCCACCACCAAGGGAGAUUUUCCAGAAGACUAUUGGAGAAAAACCCGUUUACAUGUCCUCUCUGUUUGCUGUGAAUACCAGCUUCAGUGAACUGAUCCUUUAUACAGAAUUUCAGGCCUCAGGUCUUCUGUGACACUAUAAAGGCAUGACAUGAUAUAGGCAUAAUGUAACAGGGACAAAAUGCCUUGUACUUCAGAGAAGGAAUAUCUUUAAAUUUACUAACCUUUGUGGGAUGUUGUCAGCAUCUAUGCCAAGAGUUGAAGGAAGGGUUUGUAGGAUGUAGCCAUCAGCACCCCGCAAUCUCCAUCCUCACCCAUGGACACAAUAAUCCAAAAAAAUUAAAGGAGGGCUCUAAAAUCUUCAGACUGAAGCUGUUUUUUAACGUGAUUUAACUGUAAACAGCAGAUUUUUUUAAUGCAAACAUAGCUUCAAGACGAGUCCACUCGGCAACCCUUUUCAUACCAAACUGCUGUCCCUAAACCUCUCCGGCACAGGACUUCUGAUGUUAACUCUGCCGUGCAUUACAAAAGGGCUCAAUUCUUCUGUUUCCCAAAUGGAAGCGCUAUUGUGCAAUAUCUUAUGUAAAACAAUAAAAAUAGAGCUAACACCUAACAUUGUGAUCUGGUGAACAAGUCCAUAUCCUUGGUCCUCAUUUUCUUUUUUUAAGAUUUUUAUUUAUUUUUUUGACACAGGGGGAGAGAGAGAGAACACAAGCAGGCAGAAUGGCAGGCAGAGGGAGAGAGAGAAGCAGGCUCUCUGCUGAGCAAGGAGCCGGAUGCGGGACUCAAUUCCAGGACCCUGGGAUCAUGACCUGAGCCAAAGGCAGACACUUAACUGACUGAGCCACUCAGGCAUCCCCCUUGACCCUCAUAUUAAAAUUUAACCUUGAAUUUUAAAAUUCCAACUAGCAGCCUUUAGCCAUCUACCUUGAGGAAACAUGAAGAAGCCUGUGUCAGCUCCUAAGCCCCAACUGCAUUGUCCCCUGCGACAUCUGGCACCUGGAGGUCCAGGUUGUAACUGAUGGGGAUGGAUACAUACUUCUGCCUCUAUGAAAGGCCUGAGCUUAACCCCUAAAUUCAUGGCACCCCAGAUCAGCCUGGCCUCACCUCAUAUCAGAUAUACAUAUAAGCACUUCUUGCUGAAAAUUGGCCAUACUGAAAAAUACAAUGCAAGGUGAGUUAUCAUUUCAGACGUACUCUGCUUUGAGGUCAGCGUCUUUUUUUUUUUUCCCUUUUUAAAUAUAUCAAAACCUUUUCCCCAUAACUAAUGAGUGCAGAACUUUACCUAAGACUUCCUUGCAUUUGCCUCCUGCUACUGGCUGGAGAAUAUCCAUGCUAUGAGGACGGGCAGCAGGAGUCAGAGCCCAUUUGCAGUAUCUUUCCGCCUGCUGCCCUCCAGUCGGUCUCUUCUAUUCUCAAGUGCACACUGGGGAUGUUUUGUUUUGAUCUGGAACUUCUUGGCAAGGCCAUUACAAGCCUCGUGCCCCUUGCAGGACCUUGCAUGGUUGCAUGUUUUCUUCUGAUGAGUUGAGACUUGGAAAUCCUUUAAUUAUCUGACACAUCACGGAAACCCUGGCAGUACACUAGGGACCAGUGACAUUCCCAACUAUGAUGAUAUUUGAUUUCACCAUACUUCAAGUCACAUCUUUAUGGAAAAAAAAAAGAAAGACUAAGUGGAAUUUUAGAAGCUCUUCUGCAGAAGACAGAGACUCAAUGCUUAAUCUUUUAUUUCAGCGUGAUCUGUGCAUAUAGAUGGAGGACAAAAUUUUAAAGAGAAAUCUUCCAAGUAACACAGAAUGAAAGCCAGGUGUCCUCUGGAACAAUUCCCUGUUGCCAUUACUUGUUCCCACCCCCAUUUUUAAAGCAAGAGAUUGAAUGAGGAAAACUAAACAUCAUUGUUCCUCCACAAAGUUGUAGCCAAGCAGAAGGGAAGACACACCCCCACACAGAAACUGAUCAUGGCUUUCUGAGACACUGUAGCAUGGUAGGUCCUGUGCCAGAUGGCAGGCAGUCUUCCUGUCAUGCCCCCCUCAGGCAUCUUGCAUCUUGAGAGACAGGAAAAAAAAAAAAAUGGUGGGGGAGAGGAAAUGAAGCUAUUUAUCUUUUAUAUAUACAUCCUUCCUCCUCAAAAUACCACAAGCUUCCUUAGACCACAUUGUACCCACACACCAUAUUAACACAUGUACUUUGCACGAGUAAAUUGUUGAUUAAAUAAAAACAUAUUCUUACUUGCUUAUUAACUAGGGCUAAUUUGCUAAAGUUUAGUACACUUUGUCUCAAGUAAAAACAAUCCUUUGAGGCAGCAACACACAGAUCUUCUUCAUACUGGAAUCAUUUCGCACAGGACAUCCUGAUACUUCCAUUUAAUUCCGACACCUCUUGGCCUUAUUGCAGGAUGCAACAGCUCGCUCUCUCUCUGCUUUCUUCACCAGGAAACAUCGGCCUGUGAAGAGAAUAGUCUAUUGUGUAUUACUUCUGUGAGGGUGUAAAAUUGUUAACGGUGUGAAGAAUCGUAUCCAUUUGAUUAAAAAGAAAAAUAUUGUAUAUAAUAACUACUGCCCUGAAACAAUUCUUCUAUCACUCGAAUAAAGUUUUCAGCAUGGCCUGACAUAAGGUA
Messenger RNA from Mustela lutreola (European mink), 15540 nucleotides. RefSeq names its product integrin subunit alpha 1 (gene ITGA1). The coding region runs from base 5480 to 8959 and encodes 1159 amino acids. NCBI's taxonomy places the organism in Eukaryota, Metazoa, Chordata, Mammalia, Carnivora, Mustelidae. Gene Ontology annotation, cellular component: integrin complex; external side of plasma membrane. Gene Ontology annotation, biological process: cell-matrix adhesion; integrin-mediated signaling pathway; cell-cell adhesion. The transcript has 30 exons. The record is from RefSeq and is a predicted model, not a curated record. Gene Ontology annotation, molecular function: integrin binding.